AUGGCAGCAAGCUCUACGCAGGGUUGCCCUUGUGGUGCGCGCGAAGUGUGCGUCGCCAGCGUAGUAACUUACAGGACCGCGUACAGAAAAGUUGGGGGCCAGAUUCAACGUCAAUGUUUCCACAAUUUUCCAGUGCUUCCGGUUGAGUUGCAUCAGAAGGUGAGCAUUUUUGUGGAUAUCGAUAGCUCAGAAGAAAGUCAAACAACUUCAUUCACUGCAGAACCCACUCCCUUUCGUAGUGGAGCAGCUAGUGUACCUCCUGUUCACCUACGAGAUCUGGAAAAUAUACCU
Molecule: messenger RNA, 291 nt
Organism: Cooperia oncophora
Lineage: Eukaryota; Metazoa; Nematoda; Chromadorea; Rhabditida; Trichostrongylidae
Source: the annotation of a GenBank genome assembly